GCUGUCGGAGUGUCACGAGUGAACAUAACCUCAAAACACCCACAGAAAAUUGUCGACCACCAACAAAAUUAAUAAAAGCGGGUUCCUUUUUACAAAACGCGGGGUAUUUUUAGCCGACGGACGAAAACAAGUGGUAAAAUAUUUUGGGGCCCACGCAACGAACAACGCUACUGAAAAAAUGAUAAGGUUUGCCAUUAAAGCUGGGUUAGCUGCUGGGGCUGUCUAUUAUAUAAAAGAAGAAGGUAUUUGGAAGGAAAGCCAAGAGGCUUUAAAAGCGUAUGACAAACUAAAUACGGCAAUGGAGCCCUAUGUUGGUGAAAUACGUAAGCAAAUUCCUUUUGAGCUGCCUAAAAUUCCAGCCAGUGACAGAACCACUGAAAAUAUUCAGUUGUAUUGGAAUAAGGGCGUAACUUCCAGUUUUGAGUUUUUGAGUGAAUUGCCAGGUUUGGUCAGUACAUGGACUAGAAAUGGGGUUAACGCGGUUUUAGAGAACCCAGAGGUGAAGAAGUUGCUUAAGUAAAUGUAUUAGUCCGAGUUACGGGAACUCUGGAUGUAAUAAAGCGUUUUUUUGUUCGA
Messenger RNA from Zophobas morio, 576 nucleotides. RefSeq names its product MICOS complex subunit MIC13 homolog QIL1-like. Bases 179 to 520 code for a protein of 113 amino acids. Gene Ontology annotation, cellular component: MICOS complex; mitochondrial crista junction. The record is from RefSeq and is a predicted model, not a curated record. Gene Ontology annotation, biological process: cristae formation. The transcript is spliced from 4 exons. NCBI's taxonomy places the organism in Eukaryota, Metazoa, Arthropoda, Insecta, Coleoptera, Tenebrionidae.